This is a messenger RNA of Mesoplodon densirostris (Blainville's beaked whale), 1659 nucleotides long. RefSeq lists its product as uncharacterized. The record is from RefSeq and is a predicted model, not a curated record. The transcript is spliced from 3 exons. NCBI's taxonomy places the organism in Eukaryota, Metazoa, Chordata, Mammalia, Artiodactyla, Ziphiidae. The coding region runs from base 357 to 1013 and encodes 218 amino acids.
GAGGGGACGAAGCUGUCCGCCGCCAUUUUGCUUGUGGGCUGCCGCCCGCCGUUCCCUCUCCAUCGCGGCUAGAAGACAGCCAACUGGAGGCAGAGCGGUGGACAGAAUCUCCGUCUAUUUCACAACAGAUGCAUUCAACAAUUCACCGAAGGUUUGGGAAAGUUUCGGAAUUUGAUGGGAUUGGUUCUUUACCCCCUUUCCCUGAGUAGCCCUCAAGUCUGGAUAUCGUCUAGCCUCCAGCGCGGGAUGAACUCGGUUGGGGUGUCACUCGACGCCCACUAGGGGCUGAGGCGGUUCCAGUGCGCAGGCUCCGAGCACCGGAUAAAAGCGGAGCUGGCGAGUCCAGCGUCGUCUCGAUGGAGGAGCGAGAAACGGAAGAGGUCGGGGGGAGAAGCAGCAGGAAAAAUACAGCCACCGUCAGCGCCGCCUCCCUGCCACCGUGUAUCGGGCUCCACAGCCUCCCGGAGCGCUUGGUAAGCAGAGUCGGGAGAGGCAGAGGCGGUCCGUGCAGCCAAUCAGUGCCCGAGGUGUUCCGUCGGGCGUGUCGUGAUUGGCUAGCGGUGACCUCAUGCUGCAGCAGCGGGUGGGGCCAGAGCCGUCGGGGGAGGCUGUUGCAGAGAGAGAGCAGUGACGAUGGUGAUCAUUGCUGCCGCGGCCGGUAUGGAACCCAAGCGGUGGCGAAGGGAAUCUCAAGGCUUUUCCUUGACUAUUUUCUCCUGUCCCUGCGCGAGGUGAGGGCCCCGGCUCGGCCUCUGCGAAACUUCGGGGUGCUGGCGUGGACGAGGAGACACAAAUUUUCCCAUAAUUUUAGUAACUGCGUCAGGGCAAGAUGGCGCUGGGUCUCCUUGGGGCGCGGGGGGAGAGGCACGUCCACCGCCGCCGCAGCGCAUGUGACCGGGCUGCAUUCCUGUGGGGCUUGGCUCAGACCCAGGUUGGGGCGGGGGAGGGGAAAGGGCUGGGGCGGAGGAGACUGUGGUGCGGUCGGCGUCGGCCGCCUGAAGAGGAAGAGUUGACUGUUGAGGGCGCUUCUCCUCCCCCAGACUGCUUAUAACAGCGGCGGCUCUCUGGGAAAAGCCCCCGGAGGGACAUUCCUUAGGGGGUGUGACGGCUGUUGGUGGAGGGGAAGGUUUGGCGUCCUCUUUUCUUACCUGCCUUUCUCCUUGCGAGGUGUAUUUACUUAAGGUGGCUGGUCCCUAACGGGGGAGUCGGAAUCAACCGUGAGUCCCGAAGGGCCACUGGACUGAGUAAACAGGAGAGUCUAGUUCCUGGGCCACAGCGCCGAGGAGUAUCGAUUAUUUUCUGAGAAAACGUAAAGUUUCUCAGAUCCGAAUGGCAAAAUAUUCCGUAAGUUUGGAAACGAGUGUGAAAGGCGCGAUAGUACCCAGGAACACUUAUAGUUACCUAAAGGAAGAAACCAAGGAGUGUAUCAUCUGAAGUUUGAGGGGCCCUCUUUAAACUUGUUUUUUUCCGUCUGUAUUUACUUUCUUCCCGUUUCCUCCGUAUCUGUAUGUUCUACAAGAAUGUGAAAUCUUAUCAGUGGAUUUUUUUUAAUUUAGACGUGAUUAGGAAUACAGAAUAAAAGUUGCCAGUGUUGUACAUGAAGUUGUGAGGCUGUUUUCAAUACUCUUAGUCUUCUGUUUUUCUGUCGCCCUCUUACUG